Molecule: messenger RNA, 970 nt
Organism: Triticum dicoccoides
Lineage: Eukaryota; Viridiplantae; Streptophyta; Magnoliopsida; Poales; Poaceae
Product: 60S ribosomal protein L18a-like protein
Exons: 4
Coding region: 99-665 (188 amino acids)
Source: RefSeq, a predicted model, not a curated record
GCACCAAGGCGACUAGUUGUCUUCAUCCCGGAACUCCCCUUCAUCCCUCCCGCGUCUCGAUUCCCCAGCCUGAGCAAACCCUCCCCACAGCCCGCGCCAUGGGCGGCGAGAUGCCCGGCACCGACGGCAAGGGCCACCCCGCCCCGGCCUCCGCCUCCGCCUCCGGAUUCCCGCCGUCGGCGCCGCCUUAUCAUCAGCAGCAGCACCACCAGUACGGCACCUUCGGGGCCCCGUCCGCGUCCGGCGAGUUCCCGCAGCCGGCGGUCGGGUUCCCCCAGCCUGCUCCGCCGCCUGGGUUCCAGAACUACCCGCCGCCGCCUCCGCCGCCGUCCUACGCGGUAUACCCUCCUCUGCAGGCUUAUUCGGCCGCCGCGCCGUACUACGCCCAUGGCUACCAGGACGUGCAAGGUUAUAUACCUGUUGUUGAAGGAAGACCUGUGAGGAUGCGACGUCUUCCAUGCUGUGGCCUUGGCAUGGGUUGGUUUCUGUUCAUUAUUGGCUUCUUCUUUGCUGCCAUUCCGUGGUAUGUUGGAGCUUUUGUUCUGAUCUGCGUCCGAGUACAUGACUACAGGGAGAAACCAGGAUAUGUUGCUUGUACUAUUGCUGCUUCACUUGCUGCAAUUGCCAUGUUGCUUGGUGCCACAAAAGGAGCAGAGGUGUGGUGAGCUGGCUUUGAUCAUCGUCGGUUUGCUUAUACUCCCUCCGUUCGGAAUUACUUGUCGCAGAAAUGGAUGUAUCUAGACGUAUUUUAGUUCUAGAUACAUCCAUUUUCGAGACAAGUAAUUCCGAACGGAGGGAGUAAUACAUAUGUUCGUUCUCCCUCUACUCUGUCGGGUAUUCUGAUUUGUACAUGUAUGCGUAGAAAAGAUAUAAUGGAAGAAGACUGGUUCACUAUCAUAUGUGUUGUAUGACCUAUAAUCGUAGAAUGAUAGUAUUUGUCUUCCGGUAAAAAAAGUGUGCCUGUUGCUCU